Lactuca saligna is the source of this 533-nucleotide messenger RNA. The record is from the annotation of a GenBank genome assembly. NCBI's taxonomy places the organism in Eukaryota, Viridiplantae, Streptophyta, Magnoliopsida, Asterales, Asteraceae.
CUGCAACUUUCAAGUUGUUCUUCAUUCUCUCUUCCAUCUCUCAUCUCUCUUUGUUAACAGUUGGGGUGUCAGUUAAUCACACGAUGGUUCUCUGUUUUUGUGGUAAGUUUGCUGUUGUUAAAUGCUCAUGGACACCGAAGAACCCAGGCAUACGUUUCUAUGCUUGCCCUCAAAAGGAUUCUGCUUGUCGCUUCAUCGGAUGGGUUGAUCCCCCCAUGUGUGAAAGGUCUAAAGUCAUUAUUCCUGGACUAUUGAGAAAUAUUAACCGAAUGCAAGCUUGGUGCACAGCUCUAAAGAUCAUGUUGCUGGCUAGUUGGGUGUUUUUUGUGAUUUUGUUCAUAAGGUUAUUUGUAGUUUUUGCUUAUGGAAUUGCUUAUGUUGUUUGUAAGGUUCUUUGUAUGAAUUCCAAUCAGUUGGUUGUACUUAACAACUGCCUUUUGUCCCAGCUUCUCAUUUUCCAAAUCUUCAUUUUCUUCAUCAUCAAAGUCAAUGGCAAGAAAUUUGGACAACUGUUGAUUUUUGUCUUGCUUUGA